This is a messenger RNA of Schistosoma rodhaini, 5323 nucleotides long. NCBI's taxonomy places the organism in Eukaryota, Metazoa, Platyhelminthes, Trematoda, Strigeidida, Schistosomatidae. The record is from the annotation of a GenBank genome assembly.
AUAUUUCAAUGAAUAAGAAGUCUUUAAUCACAUUGUUAUGUCCAUUAGAGAAAAAGAAGAAAGUUUUCCAUGUUUCUCCUUGGAUUAUAUACGUAACAGUAAAAUCCUAAGUUGCAAACUACUGGAGAGUUUCUUAAUGGGACGAAAAAUUUGUACAGUACUUCUUGGUUUUGACUAAUAAUCUAGGAUAUCAUCUAGAAAAUAAGAUAUCAUAAAAAAUGAAGCUAAUAGGGAUCAUUUGGGAAAUAUAAUAUUCAUGAAUGUCAAGCAUAAUCCAUUACAUCUUAUGUUACAAUAUACUUUCAAAUUAACGUUUAUGCCAUUAAAUCAUUAUUAUUAUAAUUUCUUCAAAUUUUGGAUAUUAUUACAUAAUUGUACAUAUCUACUAUAUUUCUGUGAUGGAUGCCAAAGUAUUGCAAAUAUAAAAAUUACUGAAUACUCUACGGAACAAUACUUAAAUCAAUCUAAUUUUAAUGUCAUUCAUUCAUCAUGGCCAAUAAAUCCAAUUCAUUCACAAAUAUCUAUUAAUUUAAGUGAAAUACUUUUACAAAAUUUACAUUUAUCUAUAGAAGAUAUCAAUGAACCAUUAUAUUUCUCAGAUGUAGAACAAAGUGAACCAUUUAUAAUACGUCGAAGAGUUAGUGAUGAUCAUUCAAAAUUUUCAUGGUAUGAAUUAACUUCAAUUAUUCCAGUGAAUCGUGAAACAAUAUGUGAUAUAAAACGUUAUCCAGAACGUAUAUCAAUUUCUCAAUUAUGUUGUUCUAUGACAACAACAAAUACAAGAACAACAGCAACAACAACAACCAAUGAAGCUAAUCUUCAUAGUAAUAAUAUGUAUACUUUUAAUGAUCCAUGUUGUAUAUUUUUAGGUAUUACUAUUUCAUCAAAAGGAACAUAUUUCCUUCGUAUUGAUAUUAAUGAUUUAAAUGAUAAUGCACCAAAAUUUCAAGAAUUAAUAUUUGGCAAGUCAUUAAUUAAUAAACAUGAUAAUUAUGGUAGAUUUAUAAUAAAUAUUAUGGAAAAUACACCUAAUGGUAGAUGGAUACCAUUACCUAAAGCAACAGAUUUAGAUGAAGGAUUAAAUGCUUAUGUACAAUAUUCUAUAAAAUUACCAAAUAAUGAACCUGUAUGGAAUGAUUAUUUUAAAUUAAUAGAUAAUGUACAAAAUAGUAAUAUUGACACAAUAUCUAUACCUACUAAAGUUUAUUUGAAUACUGAUACUAAUGAAUUUAGUGCUUUAGCUACAGAUUACAAUGGUCCAGGAUUACUUAUAUUAAAAACAUUAGAUCGUGAAGAAAUUUCCAGUUUCUCAUUUAUUUUAAUUGCAACUGAUAUGGGACAACCAUUUCCACGAUCUAGUUCUUUGAAUAUUUGGUUACGAAUAUUAGAUGAAAAUGAUAAUCCACCAGUGUUUCAAAAAUCUGAAUUUCAUAUUGAAGUGAAUGAAAACAAAGCUGGUAUACCAUUACUUAAUAUUCAUGUAAAUGAUUCUGAUAUUGAUUCGAAUGCACGACUUAAUUAUUAUUUACGUACAGUGAAUGGAAUGAAUCAAGUUAGUCCAGAGUAUUUACGUAAUCAUAUACAAUUAUUGCCAUCUGUGGAAGGUGUCAGUCUAAGAAUUAGCCAACCGUUAGAUUAUGAACUACAAUCUCAUUUCAUUUUUGAAAUUGUAUGUGUAGAUCAAGGUCAUCCACCACUGUCGGCAUCCGCUCAAAUUAAAAUUACGGUUUUAAAUAUGAACGAUAAUGCACCAAUAAUAAAAUUUUAUCAUCAUGGACAACCAUUAGAUUCGAAUUAUGCACAGAUAAGUAUCUAUGAAAAUGAAUUUAGCAAUUAUUCAAAAGAAAAUCAAAUCUUGUGUCAUGUACAUGUAACAGAUCUAGAUAAUGAUUUAAGUAGUAUUCAAUGUUCAUUAGAAGGAGAUAAAAGCAAACAAUUUGAGUUAAAAGAAGUUAGCACUAACAGACUUGUACAAAAAAGAAAAAUUUUCGACUUGACAACAAUAGUGUUAUUAGACAGAGAAGUUGUACCACAGCAUACACUUAUAGUUAAAUGUCAGGAUGGUACGACAGAAUCUAGCUUAGUUGGACGUAAUCAGUUACAUAUCAUUGUGAAAGAUCGUAAUGACAAUGCACCAAAAUUUACUCAAGAACAUUAUAUAGGUCACGUGAAAGAAAACACUGCGAAUACAGUUGUCACACUAAUAAACUCAAACGCUGAAACAGUGGUCAACUCAUAUCGAAAUGUGAUACACGCUACUGAUUUGGAUAUAGGUUCUAAUGCACAAGUAGCUUACUCACUGAAGUCAUUGUACCUCCCUGACUAUAUCAAAUUUGUACAAAAUCAUACAAAAGAAAAUGAACAAAGUUUAUUAUUACUCCUUAAAAAUCAAACACAAAGCAUUACUAUUUCAAAUGACCGCGAAUUAUUGCACAAUUCUACUGAAGACAUUGUAGAACAUCAAACAAAACGCUCAAUAUCGCAUGAUACACAAAAAGAUGUAGAAAAUUUUUACAUAGAUCCAAUUAGUGGUCAGUUAAGAACACGCACGGAACUAGACUGUGAACAACAAAACGUGUAUUAUUUUGCUGUGAUCGCAAUUGAUCAAGCAGUACCACCUGAGAAAAGACAUUCCACCACGGCUCUAGUAACCGUUAUAGUUGAUGACGUAAAUGACAAUCCACCAGUUUUAGAACAACAUCAUUAUAUUUUCGAUAUCUCAGAAGGUUUACCACGUCAUUCGUUAAUCGGUCAAAUUAAAUCUACUGAUGCAGAUCGAGAUAAAGAAAAUCGAUAUAUUACUUAUGAACUUCGAGAUGUAGUCAACAUAAACGCAUCAAAUUUCAUUUAUGUAGAACAGAAUACUGGGAUCAUUUAUUCAAGGAAAAUUCUUGAUCGUGAAGAAAUACAACAAAUACCAUUUAUUAUUAUUGCUCGUAAUGAAAAACCAAAAUCCAAGCUUUCAUCCAUUCAUUUAAAUAGAACCAUAUUCUAUGAUGAAGCUAGUGUUACAAUUAAUAUAAUUGAUCAGAAUGACAAUGCACCUAUUAUGUUACAUCAUGGGGAAAUACUAAAGUAUAAUGGAGGAGCAGAAGGAGGAUUGCAUAGUCAAACAAAACAACUUCAACAACUUUCAGUAGUUGAUUUAAAAUAUAACAUAAAUGUUAAAGAUCCGUUCAAUUCAUGCAUCGAAUUUCCUUAUUAUUUUGCCGAUGCUGAUGAGAAAGAGAACGCACAGAUAGAUGUUACACUUGAAACCAACCCGUAUUUUGAAUUUAGAUUGGAUCAUACAAUAAUAUGUAAGAUAAGUAAAGAAGAUCCUCCUGUAGGUCAGUAUACUGUACAUGUUGUCGCACGUGAUCGUCCUACAGAUCCAACAAAGUCGUUAAAAAGACGUUAUGCUGUUCGCAUUCACAUUGUUAACGAACAAGUUUCUACGAUUGAAUCUCAAACAAAUUUGCUUAAGAACAUAGAUUUUGAUUCACCACCCGUUUCUGGGGAUACCCACCCAACAAAAUGGCUUCAGCCAGUACGUUUAAAUGGGAAAGAUAAGAAGGAUUUAGACUUUGAAAAGCGGUAUCCUAAAAUUAUUCCCAGCACUAAUAAUGCUUAUCAACCAUAUCAGUCAACUAAUGUACUCGAUGAGUCUCAACAGCGGUACGGUUUAAGUACAAUAGCUAUUGUGGCAGCUCUGAUAUCUGUGGCUGGACUACUUUGCCUAUUGUUAAUUGGUGUAGUGAUUGCUAUGAAACGAAUAGUACCCAGAACGCAUAAUGAAGUCCCGGUACCCUUACAAAAGAACAAUGAUAAAGAAACAGAUCGUUCUGGAAUAUCUGUAUGGAAUAUGACAUCAUAUCCUAGUCCUGAAUACACAUUAGACAUGGAAACAGGAAAAAUUAUAGAGCCGUAUAUUAAUUCCAUUCAUGGAGGCGUGCACUAGGGGUCAUAAUAUAUCAUUCUUUAUAUAUCUAAAUACAAAGAUGAAAAGAUAAAUUUCGGGAGUAAAAUCUCUAAAUCAGCUUGACGCAUAGAUAUCAACGGAAGACGAACAAUGUAUCUAGAACAUUCCGUUCAUUAUUUUUAAAUCGCUUCACAUUGAUAAAACUUGUUAAUUGUUUGAAUUAUACAAUCUAUUUUCAUAAUAAAUUUACAUUUAUUCUUACAAAAUCGAAGCAUCAUUUAGGACGUCAGGCUGGUAAAUAUCCAAAUCACAGUUCUGAUAAAUCAUUUGGAGGUGAUUCUACGAAUCAUUUAUGUCAUCCAUCUUAUCUUUCUACAACUCAUCCACUAGAUAUUUCAGCUCAAAGAUUUUCACCAGUUAGUAUAAGUUCUUUAUAUGGUUCUGCAAAGUAUAUGACACAACCUUUAAAAAUUCCAACAACAUUUAAAACUACAACAAGACAAAUUCCUAAAGACAUUUCAGUAUAUGAUGGAUCUCAAACAGAAUUAACUACGAAAAACAAUUCCACACUGUCAAAAUCAUGUGACGAAUUGAGAAUAGUUACAGGACCUAUGAAUAAUUCAUGUGUACAAAAUCAAACUACACCAUCUUAUGAAGAACAGAUAGCAUUAAAUACUGAUCAUUUAUAUGCCAUGAAAUGUCAAACAAUCAAAUCUAAAUAUCAAGAGCUAAAUAACAAACAAAACAAUAACCUAAUCUCAGGUGAAUACAAUAAUCAAUUGAAUGAUAAGAAUGAACAAAGAAUAUGGCUUUUAUCUAAUCAUAAAAAUGAUAUUAAAAAUAAUAAACCUGGUAUACUUAUAUCACCUGAUGACAUAUCAGAUUAUCAAUUAUUAGAACACAUGAAAUAUCCUUCAAUAUUACGUAAAUCAGAAUGUUACGAAAUAAUGCCGAAUUCCUCCAAGAACAAUAAUAAUAAUACUAAUUUUAAUAAUUUAUUACAUGAACAACAAGAUCAUUCAAAAAUUACACAAAAAUUGACUGGAUAUAAUAAACAGUCUACAACUUUAUUAUCAGCUCGUUCUUUAAAAUGUUUAAAUGUACAAAAAUCAUUUGUUUAAGUGUUUAUUAUUACAUAUACAAUGAUAUAUUUGUGCUUAGAUAAAACAAUAGCACUUUAUCAUCUGAUUGAUUAUGUUAAUUAAAAUGGGAAAAAAAAACAUUUUUGAGUAUUUUAUUUAUAUCCCCAUCCAUCGACAUAUACCUAUAUGCAUAUACUUAAUUGAUUAUUUUGUUUCUAUGAUGAAAUAAGGUUAAACUUUCUUUUUGUUACCAGACGAAUGAAACAGUACUAUGAAUGUAAAUAAUAUGAUUUGUAAAAUAUAUUUAAACAAAUAAUCUGAAUAAAAUUUAUUGACCAGU